AUGGUGAAGUCGGACGUACGAAGGGAUUACUAUGCGGACCUCGGGCUCCAGCCCAGCGCAGAGGCUGAAGACGUGAAGAAGCAAUUCAGAAAGCUAGCGCUCAAGUACCACCCAGACAGGAACCCAGGGCGAGAAGCCGAGUUUAACGCCAAAUUCCAAGCUAUCCAAGCUGCCAACGAAAUCCUCAGUGACCCCCAGCAACGGUUGAAAUACGACACCGAUCGUUUGCGCGCCGGCUACGGCAAGUUCUACGGACCUCCACCUACGAAGGCGAAUACCCAACGCAAAACACAACCAUCUGCGUGGCCUCGCCCGACGGCAACCCCUUCAGGCCCUCCGCCCCCGGAGUGGGCGCAUCCAAAACAGCAGACUGGACCGUCGGCCGGGGCUCGGCGAUAUGCGUCGCAUGCGCGUGCUGGUCCGCAACAAUGGCAGAAACCGCAGGACGAUGGGCAGACAAGGGCUGAUGCUUUCCGCGGAUUUUCGAAUAUGAGGGGCUCUCAUGGAUGGCAAGGAUUUGACCCUGCUACGGGUCGUGCUCCCGGUGCAGCUCCAGGCCCCGGUGCGCAGCGUCAUCCAUUUGGCAAUCCUAGGCCGAAAUCCGCAUUCGAGACCUUCCAGAAGGCAUAUUCCAAGACAGACGUUCCCAAAAAGAAGCAGGGCUUUGCGCCUGGUGCUGCUGGAGGAGAUGAGCCUAUGGCUCGUAACACUUCUGCUUAUAGCAGCAGUAGCCGAGCUGAACGACCUCGUACCCAGUACUUUGAGUCCGCUGUGCCGCCAACUGCAAAGAAACCAGCUGCUCCCGAACCGCCGCAGCCUCCGUUCAGUCCCGAGUUUGAACGGACUAGUCGUGGCUAUUCUCAGACUGGAAAGGGUGAAAGGACCUUCGUUUCUAGUACUCCGCUAGGACGAUCAGAGAGCGUGCGUACACCUUCGGGAUCCUACCAAACAAAUGCACGUAAGCCAACGACCCCUACGUCUGGUCGAUCUGGAAGACACAGGAGUGUCAGUCCCAGGCCCAGUAAGACCGCCAACAACUAUGAUUCCACCAGCGCCAGUGAGUCGGAAGACAACCAGGACAAUGAAUAUGUGCCCCGGUCAAAUGGGCCCAAACCCAAAGCGGUGCCCAAGAGCCGCCUUCGACCAAACCAAAAAGUUUCCGAUAUGUACCGCCAGGAACGACCAGGCCCCGGAACCGGACACACCUCGGAUAGCGCAGCAUUCCCCAAAGGGUCGAACAGGGCAGAUCAGCAAUACCAACCUGCGGGUUCCCCCUCUACGGCUAAGAAUGACCCGCCAACACCAAAGGAGCGUCCUCAAUCUACAACAUUCGGGCGUAGCAGCACAAAUGACUUGCACAAGAAGUUCUCCGCCGAAGACUGGCGGGAACAUUUGGGCCAGUUUGACCUAUUCGGCUCGGCUUCGACAAGCACAAGCAAGGAAUCACUGCCAAGAUCACCAAACUCGCAGACUCGAGGACGCACAAAUAAUCGACGAGGUACACAGACGUCAACUGGGUCACCUUUGCCCAAUCCCUUCGGUCCUACUCCUUUCCAUCAACCCACAUCACCCCAACAGCAGCAGCAACCUACUCCCUUUGCCCAGGCAAAGUUCUCCGCGGACUCGUGGGCUGAGUCAUUACGAAAUAUGACAUGGGCCCCAGCGCCUGAGAACGUUCGGCAAGCAAAACCUCCUCAGUCUCGGAGCCCUAAGAAGCAACCCAGGGCUACCAAGUUGCGCAGUCAUCCACAGCCAGCGAAUGUGACAACUGAGGCGGAUGAGGCAGAGGAAACGAUCAAUGGCGAGGGUUCUACCCAGCCAAACGGCACAGCAACACCAGAUGUUGAAGCAAUGGAUCUAGACGAUGACCUCCCCACGCCUCCAGAUAUUCCGUGUGUACCAGGAAAAGUUUCCGUUGACGGAUCAGAUGGCCCAAGCUCUACCAGUGCAAGCUAUCCCGACCUGGGCUCUCACGCGCCGGAUGCACCUCCAGUCAAGAAGACCAAAACUCCGCCAAAAGCAGAAGCAUCCGCAGCAAAUGCAGACGCCCGCGCCCCUCUCUUCAACCUCGAAAAUCUCCGCAACACCGUCCCCUUCUCUAGCACAACCGGCGGAGGCAUCGAGAACCUAGAAGACGUCCACGCCACCCUCCCGUUCGAGUCCCAAGCCAAGCAGCAAACCACCACCAAACGCGAUAUCAAACCCCGAGAACUCCAGCUCCCAAACCCACCCAGACGACCCUGGGCUCCCAAACCCGCACCCCUCGACCCAACUUCUACACAAAUCGUCCUCUCCCGCGAUAAAUGGCAGUGGUACGUCUCCGCGAUGGGAACAUACAUGCACGAAUGGAACGCAUUCAACCGCCGCAUGCUGAAGCACUUCAACGCUCGCCAGGAAGCGAACGAAACAGGCCUGGCUCCAGGCUGGAUUAGUGCCGUCGGUGACUCAUCACGCCUGAAAAUCAAUGGCGCAGACGAUGACGAUAGCAAUGGUGCAAAUGCCAAGACGAAGAUUCGUGAAGAUGCAGAUGAUCUUGAUGAGUUCCUUGUUCCUGGAUCCUCGAAGGGUGGCUUUAGUGCUUAUCUGAGGGGUGUCGAGGAGGAUAUCCAGGUGCGGAAGCAUUGGGAUGUUGCUUGUGAGCUGCAUCGUGAGUGUAUACUGGAUCUUGGGCGGUUGAGGGAGUGGAUUCGGAAUGGGGGGAAGGUUGUUUAG
Penicillium antarcticum is the source of this 2712-nucleotide messenger RNA. RefSeq lists its product as uncharacterized. The record is from RefSeq and is a predicted model, not a curated record. The coding region runs from base 1 to 2712 and encodes 903 amino acids. Lineage: Eukaryota; Fungi; Ascomycota; Eurotiomycetes; Eurotiales; Aspergillaceae. The transcript has 4 exons.